AUGCUGGACUCUGAAAUAAAAACUAAAAAAAAUAAUACAUGCUCAGCCGAGUAUCUAUCAAAUGAUAUAUUGGACGAAGACUUCUUGAGUUCUUUUGCUCCCAUUCGUUGUGUUCAAUUAAUAUUGGGUACAUGCCGCGUCGACGGAAGAGACAGAUUCGUGACACCGCCUACUUUGUACCAGAGAUUAUAUUCAAUGAUACUGAUAAUCUUAAUAUGUUCCGUACAAUUCAGAAUAAUUUACAUAUAUAAUCAGAAAUAUAAUGACUAUCGCUACGUAUUCCCUAUAGCUUUUACAUUGUCUUUUUGUAUGAUAUCGAUGUACUUAGCCAACAUGAUACACGUACGGUUCUAUGGCUAUAAAGAUAAUGUAAAAUUCUAUGUAAUAAUGCAAGAACUGGAUCAUCUUUUGAAAAUGAAUCAGAAGAAUAUUAUAAAUCAAAACAUGUAUAAAUUAAAUGUUUUUACAAUUAUUUUUAUUCUCUCAAUAUAUAUGAUAGCACUUGUCAUUGCAAGUACUCAAGGAUUAUCAGCAUUGAUGACUCUUGGUAUCACGUUAUACAUAGACGCGUCGUUUGUAUUUGAAACAAACCACUGCUCUAAUAUUAUGGCAUAUUUUGCAUUACGGGUAUGUUUCGUCAAUUGUAUAAUAACGAAAUAUUUGCGAGAGAUCGUGAAGAACGAAGUUAUAGAUCGUAUAAUACCCAAUUACGAAAGCUUCAUACGACUCUUUAAAGAGUUUGAAGACAAAUAUUACGACUACAGAUAUAUUUCUACUUUGUUUGAAAAUCAUGGUGUAUAG
Galleria mellonella (greater wax moth) is the source of this 801-nucleotide messenger RNA. RefSeq lists its product as uncharacterized. Lineage: Eukaryota; Metazoa; Arthropoda; Insecta; Lepidoptera; Pyralidae. The record is from RefSeq and is a predicted model, not a curated record. Bases 1 to 801 code for a protein of 266 amino acids. The transcript has 2 exons.